UAUGCAAGUCACACCUUUGUACUCUACAAUUACAAAUUCACUCUCACACUCACUCUCACUAGCCCCCUACUUUCUCUGACACACCUUCUCUUUCUAGUUUCUAUACCCUCAUCUUAGUCUCACAAACCAGUACUAUUACAAGUACUCCUACAGAGUAGUCACCAAAAUUUUGCACAGAAUGAGUGAAACACAUCUCCUUCCUAUACUUCUAGUUAACUAACUAACCAACCGUUUUCUUUCCCAUUUUCUCCAUUCUCUAUUAUAAAUUUUCAACUAUUUUUCCUUUCUUCACAUGCCAUUCAACCAACUUCACUAAAAAAACCAACAAAAAAAUCCAAAAUGAUAACACUAAAAGAUCUUUACACUGUCUUAACAGCAGUGGUUCCAUUAUAUGUUGCUAUGAUCUUAGCCUACGGUUCGGUCCGUUGGUGGAAGAUUUUCUCACCGGAUCAAUGUUCCGGUAUAAACCGUUUUGUCGCGGUUUUCGCCGUACCUCUCCUUUCCUUCCACUUCAUCUCAACCAAUAAUCCAUACCAAAUGAACUUCAGGUUCAUAGCUGCAGACACACUUCAAAAAAUCAUCAUGCUAGUAGCACUUUCAUUAUGGACAUUGUUCACUAAAAAUGGCAAUUUAGAAUGGAUGAUAACAAUCUUUUCAUUAUCAACACUUCCUAACACUUUGGUUAUGGGAAUUCCUUUGUUAAUUGCUAUGUAUGGUGAUUAUUCAGGUAGCUUAAUGGUUCAAGUUGUGGUUCUUCAGUGUAUUAUUUGGUACACUCUUUUGCUUUUUCUUUUUGAGUACCGUGGUGCUAAGCUUUUAAUCAUGGAGCAGUUUCCAGAAACCGCGGCUUCCAUCGUUUCCUUUAAGGUCGAUUCGGACGUUAUGUCGUUAGAUGGAAGAGAUUUUCUUGAAACUGAUGCAUCAGUUGGUGAUGAUGGGAAGUUACAUGUUACUGUUAGGAAGUCUAACGCGUCGCGGAGGUCAUUUAUGAUGAAUACUCCGCGACCGUCAAAUUUGACUGGAGCUGAGAUUUAUAGUCUCAGCUCCACACCUAGAGGAUCCAAUUUCAACCAUCAGGAGUUUUACUCCAUGAUGGGUUAUCAACCAAGACAUUCCAAUUUUGGGGCUAAUGAUUUGUAUUCUGUUCAGUCUUCUUCUAGAGGACCAACUCCUAGACCUUCAAAUUUCGAAGAAAACGGUGCAAGUUCUCCUAGAUUCGGGUUUUAUCCGGCUGCGCAAACCGUGCCUACUUCGUAUCCGGUGCCGAACCCGGAAUUCUCCUCUACUACUAAACCUGUGAAGAAUCAGAAUCAAAAUUUGAUGCCGCAACAACCGCAGGUUCAAUUGCAGACAAAAGGUUCUCAGGAUAAAGAGUUGCAUAUGUUUGUGUGGAGCUCAAGUGCUUCGCCGGUUUCGGAAAGUGCUGGCCUCAACGUGUUCCGAAAUUCGGAACAAUCGGAAGAGGGUGCUAAGGAGAUCAGGAUGGUGGUGGCUGAUGAACAUAAUCAAAAUGGUGAAACCAAUAACAAAGGUGGUCAAGAAAAGGAAAUAGGUGGGGAAGAGGACUUCAAGUUCAAUGGGGUGAAGGUAGGAGAACAAGGAGAAGGACCCAAUGGGCCUAACAAGCUCGGGUCGAAUUCAACGCCGGAGCUCCACCCUAAAGCCACUGGAGUCGCGGAUUCAAGUGUCGGAAAACUCAUGCCUCCGGCGAGCGUCAUGACACGUCUCAUACUCAUUAUGGUUUGGAGGAAGCUUAUCCGUAAUCCAAACACUUAUUCAAGUCUCAUUGGUCUUAUUUGGUCCCUUGUUGCCUUUAGGUGGGAUGUUCAUAUGCCUAAAAUAAUAGAGAAAUCAAUUUCCAUACUGUCUGAUGCUGGUCUUGGAAUGGCUAUGUUUAGCUUAGGUCUGUUUAUGGCUCUUCAACCCAAGAUCAUUGCAUGUGGGAAUUCUGUUGCUUCAUUUGCCAUGGCUAUAAGAUUCCUUACUGGUCCAGCAGUUAUGGCAGCAGCUUCUAUCGCCGUUGGCCUCCGUGGGACCCUCCUACAUGUAGCUAUUGUUCAGGCUGCACUUCCACAAGGGAUUGUUCCAUUUGUGUUUGCAAAAGAGUACAAUGUUCAUCCAGCCAUUCUUAGUACAGCGGUUAUAUUUGGUAUGUUAAUAGCCCUUCCAAUUACUCUACUCUACUACAUUCUCCUUGGUUUGUAAAAACACCUAUUCAUACUUUGGAAGAUAGUAAACAUGCAUGGAAACCACAAAUGAAGUAUUCUAUUCUUCUCAAGGAGGAAGUUUUUUAUUAUUUUUUUUAUUUGAGAAGGAUCGCUACUAACUAGUUAUUUCACCAACAGAAAUUGUCAUUCCAAGUUUCCAAAAAAGAAAAAUGGGAAUUUGAGAAAAGUUGAUAGAUUGAAAUGAAUUCCCAUAAUGCUAAUGUCUCCAUGUUAGAAAUUCCAAGAUUAUGUAAUUUUCAAGGACCUCAAAAGAGAGCAUGUAACAUUGUAAGGGAGACAUAAAAGAGGAAAACAUGGGAAUGGUAGAUUAACCUAAGUCAAAUUAUAUCUAGAAAUGGUUCCCUUUCUAUCAACCAUUUGUAUACUUUAUAUGAAAAUCGGUUGAGGAAGUAAUUAUGUAGAGGAAAAGAAAUUGGAAAUGACAAUGAAGCCUUUUUUACCUAUUAUUA
This is a messenger RNA of Medicago truncatula (barrel medic), 2677 nucleotides long. RefSeq names its product auxin efflux carrier component 3. Gene Ontology annotation, cellular component: endoplasmic reticulum; plasma membrane. The transcript is spliced from 6 exons. The record is from RefSeq and is a predicted model, not a curated record. NCBI's taxonomy places the organism in Eukaryota, Viridiplantae, Streptophyta, Magnoliopsida, Fabales, Fabaceae. Gene Ontology annotation, molecular function: auxin efflux transmembrane transporter activity. Bases 340 to 2205 code for a protein of 621 amino acids. Gene Ontology annotation, biological process: auxin polar transport; auxin export across the plasma membrane.